GACGGACGGACGGUGGAGGUAUAAGAGAGCUGAACUGUGAGUGUCUUCACACCAUGAUGAAGACUCUGGGUCUCCUGCUGCUGCUUCAGGUGGCAUACGUCUUUGGAUGUGCUGCCCCUGCUGUGACGCCUCUGACCAACAGGGUGGUGAAUGGAGAAGAUGCUCGCCCCCAUAGCUGGCCAUGGCAGAUCUCCCUGCAGGUGAAGCACGGCAGCCGCUUCCAUCACACUUGCGGGGGGACUCUGGUUGGACCUCGCUGGGUGCUGACGGCUGGACACUGCAUCGGGCCCGGAGACGUGUACCGUGUGGUCCUGGGAGAACACGACAUGAGCCAGCAGGAGGGAACUGAGCAGAUCAGAGAUAUUCUACGUAUCAUCGUCCAUCCCAAGUGGGACAUUGACUUUGUGGCUGAUGGAAACGAUCUUGCCCUGCUGAAGCUGGAUAAGAGCCCCAUCAUGACUGACAGCAUCGGCAUUGCUUGUCUCCCGGAGUCCGGAGAGAUCCUCCCUCAUGGAGCAUCGUGUUACAUCACCGGCUGGGGAAACCUUUACACCCACGGCCCGAUGCCCGAUAAGCUGCAGCAGGCCUUUCUGCCGGUGGUGGAGCACGCCGUGUGCAGCCGCAGCGACUUUUGGGGCAUCAACGUGAAGAGCACCAUGGUCUGUGCCGGAGGAGACGCCGUGUCCGGAUGCAACGGAGACUCCGGCGGUCCUCUGAACUGCGUCGGUCCGGACGGGCGGUGGUACGUUCACGGCGUCACCAGCUUCGUCUCCUCUCGAGUCUGCAACGAGGUGAAGAAACCCACCGUCUUCACCAGAACCUCCGCCUUCAGCGAUUGGCUCAGCGACGUCAUGCUGGCAUACUGAGGAAGUCCUGGACUCCAGUGGAUCAAUAAUUAAUCCCAAUAUUUGCUCUGUUCAUCGUUUCACAUCAGAGUCACACUCUGAACAAAUACAAUAUAGUACAAUAAACGUUUGUCUUUUAUCAGCA
Anoplopoma fimbria (sablefish) is the source of this 990-nucleotide messenger RNA. RefSeq names its product chymotrypsin-like elastase family member 3B. The coding region runs from base 54 to 866 and encodes 270 amino acids. The transcript is spliced from 8 exons. Lineage: Eukaryota; Metazoa; Chordata; Actinopteri; Perciformes; Anoplopomatidae. Gene Ontology annotation, molecular function: serine-type endopeptidase activity. The record is from RefSeq and is a predicted model, not a curated record. Gene Ontology annotation, biological process: proteolysis.